CAUGCACACAUUUCAAUUUUUAUAGAAACAAUGUGAAAAUUUUGUAACAUAAACAUGGCAAAACUUGGUGUAUAUUACGGUUUAUGCCCGUUAAUUGAUCAAAAAAGUUUGUUAGGAGUUGUAGAAGAUGAAACAGAAGGUUUCGUGAUUGUGACAUUGGGCAAAAAUAUGGCAAUUAAAUAUAAGCUUUCAGAUCAAAAGCAAAUACAUAGUUGGAGUACAAAGGAUCAUUUAACAUCGCAAAUUGUGUACGAUAAAAGUUUUAAUCAAUAUGUUGCUGUAUUUGAUUAUACGUUCAUCCGUAUAUUUGGUAGCGAUUGCGAAAAUUUGGAUCGAAUCAAAAAGUAUAAGUUUCAUACCCCGAUACAUUCUUUAAUUUCCAUGAAAAAUGGAACAACUUUAGUCUUCUUUAAGAAUGGAACUGUAUCAGCAUUACAACAUGCGUUAGAUAAUCGUAAAGUUGAAUCACCUAAUCCGAUUUUAGAAAAUAAUGAUGUUAUUGAAAGUUAUGAUACAUUUACAUUUGAUGAACGUUUUGUUAUCAGUUUACUGGUGAAAUGUGAAAACGGAAAUUAUAAAUUUGUGAUUAUACAUGUAACAGCGGAUAAUAAACAUGAAGACACUGAUAAUAUAACAAUAAUAAAAUUUAAAAAUUUAUCAUCUUCAUUAAUUGGUCAUUUGUUAAUUAGUAAAGAUGAUUGUCUUAAUUUGGUUACAUUAUGGUCAGAUGGUAAAUUACAUGUAAUGCCGUUAAACACAAAUCACGAUUUUCCAGGACCAUUAUUAUCCAUUGUUGAAUCAUUAAGUUGUAAAAACAAAGUAUGCAUGUUAGUAUUAAGUUCAACGUACAUUGCUCUUUAUGGUGCUGAUAAAAAUGAAGAAGGCGCCAGUUUAGUCGUCUACAACAUACAAUUUAAAGUAACCCAGUGCAAACAAGCCUUUAAAUUAUAUACAGUGGGUUCAAAAAUGUAUUUAAUACGUGACAAUAUAUUACUGACAGUCGGUAAUCAUUUAGCAGUUUUACCCUAUCAACUGGCUACCGAACAAUUGGCAGCAUUAGUUGGUAGCCAUCGACAAACAACCAAUGACGAUGUAUUAAUUUUAACAGAAAACGUUGAUUGGGGUGAGAAAGAAACUAAGGAAUCGAAACAUGUUAAAAAUAUACCCAAAUCAAUUAAAAAAUCAAUUGAAAAUUUUCAAAAUGAAGGAUAUCCAGAACGAUUAAUAUGUGCGGAAAUAAUUCCAAAAAUGAUUGAAAAAAAAAAUAUUACCAAUUUAUUAGAUUCAUUAAAAUAUUUUAACGAAGUACCCGAAUCAUUAAUUGUCGAUUUAGUUAUAUUUGUUUUAAAUUCGGAUGAACAAAUUUUCGGUACUAGUAAAAAGGUAGAAAUCGAGGAUUGCCCAAUUCAACCAUUAAAACGUUGUCACAUAUUAAAUAGAGUUAUUUCUUUGCCGUAUAAUGAUAUGUUAAUAAUGCCAUAUUUACGAGACAAGCUACAAGUAUCGGAUUCGUUAAAAUUGUUAAAAUAUAUUUGUAUUUUAUUAAACGAUAACGUAUUAACAUUAAAUGAAGAAAAAAAUCAAAUUGAAUCUGAAAUCAAGAUUAUUGAAUGGGGUUCACUUUUAUUGGACGCACAUUAUCAAAAAUUACAACUUUCAAAAGAUCCAAAUAUUCUGAAAGUAUUAAAAUUAUUUUAUAAUUUAGUUGAUACACAUAUUGCAUGUAUUAAUGAAAAUAAAUUAACGGCUACCGUUUUAGAUUUAAUUAGACGCGGUAAAAGUUAUAAUAAGAGUAAACAGAUUGUAUCGAAAUGGUAUUCGAUUGAACAAAUGUCGUUAUAUUAAUAUUUUAAGGAAUAAAUAAAUUUUAUUCGAUUAUUUGA
Chrysoperla carnea is the source of this 1883-nucleotide messenger RNA. RefSeq names its product nucleolar protein 11. Gene Ontology annotation, cellular component: nucleus; nucleolus. Gene Ontology annotation, biological process: maturation of SSU-rRNA. The transcript has 4 exons. Gene Ontology annotation, molecular function: RNA binding. NCBI's taxonomy places the organism in Eukaryota, Metazoa, Arthropoda, Insecta, Neuroptera, Chrysopidae. The record is from RefSeq and is a predicted model, not a curated record. Bases 55 to 1845 code for a protein of 596 amino acids.